Molecule: messenger RNA, 1779 nt
Organism: Diospyros lotus (date-plum)
Lineage: Eukaryota; Viridiplantae; Streptophyta; Magnoliopsida; Ericales; Ebenaceae
Exons: 9
Coding region: 728-1408 (226 amino acids)
Biological process (GO): protein phosphorylation
Cellular component (GO): nucleus; EKC/KEOPS complex; cytosol
Molecular function (GO): ATP binding; protein serine/threonine kinase activity
Source: RefSeq, a predicted model, not a curated record
UAGCCACUAACCCCUUAUUCUCAAUUGAGUUCCUCGUUUGCGAAGAGAAAUCCAGUCGCCACUGCCGUUGCUAAACCCAGUGUCCAGAUUUCUCCUUGAUCAAUCUUCCUCACUUCGAUAAGUUCCAUUGCUAUCUGUAAGUCCCAUUAUUCUUUGGAUGCGACCCAGGUGAGAAUCUGGAGGAUUCCCAUAUUCCCUUAACAACUUCGCGCACACAUUAAGUUUCUUGUGAUGAAUAUCUAUUUUCUGUCCGCUUUGGGGGGUUUGCUGUAUUUUCUAGGGUUAGUGAUUUCCCUCUCUGUGUGAUCUGGGGUUUUGCUUUUGCAUCUUACACUGGUUUUUCAGGGUCACAAAUUCCUGAAUUUACAUGCUGUAGAAACUAACAAAAUUAAAAAAGAAAACCUUCAUCCGGCAUAACAGCUUAAUCAAGAUGAUGAUGAUGAUCAAACAACUCCCCGGGGGGGGAGUAUGAUCUUACACUGGUAACAUAUCAUGUCUGAAUACCUUUGCAAAUACAGAGCAGCAUGAACCACUGGGCUUGGCUAUUUUUUAUAAACUAAUCUCCACACAAGACAAGAGAGAAGAAUAGUCAGACUGAACAGUCGGCCGGAGCAGCUAGAGAGAGACCCAUUGCCUCCGCCGACCCGUCUCGCCGCCGCCCGCCCCGAGCCGCUGCAUCCUCCUAUCUCGCCGCCGCCUCGCCUCUCUUACUCUAAGUUUCUUCAUUAUGGAGACCACAGCAAGUGGAAAGGAUGGUUCCUUAACAUUGCUGAAGCAAGGUGCUGAAGCUAGAGUUUUUGAGUCAACCUUCGUGGGAAGGAGGUCUAUUGUUAAGGAGCGGUUCUCGAAGAAAUAUAGGCACCCAUCUUUGGAUUCAAAACUUACCCUCAAACGCUUGAAUGCUGAAGCUAGAUGCAUGACGAAAGCUAGACGCCUUGGGGUUCGUACUCCAGUUCUUUAUGCUGUUGACCCAGUGUCAAAUACCCUCACAUUUGAGUAUGUGGAGGGUCCGUCGAUUAAAGACAUAUUCCUUGACUUUGGAUCAACUGGUGUUGUGGAAGAACGGAUGAAUGAUAUUGCAGUGCAGAUUGGCGAUGCAAUUGGCAAACUGCACGAUGGUGGCCUUAUUCAUGGCGAUUUGACCACAUCAAACUUGUUGCUUCAGAAUCAUAACAAUCAGCUGGUUCUCAUUGACUUCGGUUUGAGCUUCAUCUCCACCCUUCCAGAAGACAAAGCAGUUGAUUUAUAUGUUCUAGAACGGGCUUUACUCUCAAUGCAUUCUUCAUGCGGCAAUGUUAUGGAUCAGAUACUUGCUGCAUAUAGGAAAUCUUCAAAACAGUGGUCAUCAACGCUUAACAAACUGGCUCAAGUCCGACAAAGAGGUAGAAAACGCACCAUGGUUGGGUGAGCUUCUUCAAUCUUUACCAAUUCUCCACAUUAAGAUAAUACUUUUGGUUGGCUAGAUUAGUCUAAUUAUAAUACUGCUUCGGAAACUAGAAGCAGAAGGGCAUCAAAACAUUGCAGCAGGGGGGAGAGUGAAUAGAGCCACCUUCAGCCUCGAUUCGAUUACCCACUACCCACUGUUGUCUUGUGCUUGUUGGUUGAAGUAGUUGUUUUCUAUGUGGUGGUCUUGUAGUUUGAUUACUAGUCGCCCUGUUCAGUUUCCUUACUCUCUACCAGAUGGAGAUGUUACGUAUUACCACUGUGUGCUUAGGCCAACAAUAAACUCAUAUGCUUCGCCUUUCAUGUAUUAAUGGUAUCCUCUUUUCCUCCUUUUAA